CAGAAGGCCUUGGGGGCAUGGCCUACUGUGACCUAUAAGCCUGGUUCUUCUGGGAGCUAUUAAUCUUCCCAUUUCUCAAUGGCCCCAGGCCUGGGAUGGUUGAGGACAGAAAAAGGAGCUAUUCUGUCCCCUCCCUCUCUCCUUUGGAAGGCUCAGAACAGGAAAUAAGCACUGGUGGGUGGGCUAGGGUUGUCCAGAGGAGUGGGUAUCCUGUCAGGGGACUUUGAUUGAGGCCCAGGUGGUGGGCUCCCAUCACCACUAUCCACACUGAAACUCACUAACUUCUCUCACAUGUUCAACACAUUCCGUUUUUAAGCAAUUGGCCAGGGUCCAUGUUCCCCUCCCUUUCCAGGACCCUGGAAGCCUGGCCUCCAGCUGGGCCAGAUGAAUGUGGUUUUCCCAUCCCCAGUCCCGUGACUCAGACCCUGUGGUGGGGCCAGCCCUCCCAUUGGCAGACAGAAGCACAGAUGGGGGUGGGGGGAGCAGAUAGUGACAUCACCACGGAGCUAUAAAAUUAAGAGACUCUCGACAAAACCGUGGCAGAAGAGCUUGAAGGCCCUUCAGACUGACCGCCGAUGCUGUCAUGAGAAUCCCCGUCACCUGAUCCACCUGAUUCCAGAAACACCCUGGCUCUUCCCAGACUGCUCGCUGGUACCAUGCUGAGUUCCACCUGUUUCCUGAAGUUUCUGACUGUUGUUUUGUUUUUACCCUGCCUGGCUUGGUCUCUCUCUUCAGAUGACUAUGAGGAAGAGGAGGGGGAAGAGGGAGAGAAGACUCCCCCUCCUGAGCUUGGCUUCUGUGAUUAUGACCAUUGUAGACAUCUGCAAGUGCCCUGCAAAGAACUCCAGGGCCUGAAUGGCUCAGCCUGCCUCUGCCCAGGUACCUCUAGUCCCAGCCAACCUCCAGACCCUCCCCGUCUUGGAGAAGUGCGAAUUUGGCCAGAAGAAGGUCGGGCAGCAGUCCACUGGUGUGCUCCUGCCUCCCCGGUGGACGAAUAUUGGCUUGAGCUCUGGGAAGGAGGUGACCCUGGCAGAACAGGCCCUCGUGUCCUGUUCAACAACACUGUCCGGAGGGCAGAAUUGGAAGGGCUGAAACCUGGAAGGACUUAUAUCCUCUGUGUGGUGGCCUCAAAUGAUGCUGGGGCAAGUCCUGUUCCAGAAGGAGGUGGAGAAGACUUUGAUGCAGAUGGGACGCCCCUCUUUGGACCCUGCCGCCAUCUUUCUGUUCCUCUCAGACUUCGCACCCUGGUACAUAUCGCAGUAGGGAUAGGGAUGGUCCUGAUCUCCAUCAGCUCUGCUGUCUUGCUAUGGCAUUUCUGUCCCUGGAAGCGCUGGGGUCACCAGCAGCCCAGAGGUGCUGCUGCUUUCAGAGCUGGGGAAGAACUGUAGUGGUGCUCACCAGGAGCUUAAGGACCAUGGACAGAGCGGCCUUAAGGAAGUGACCCUCACUCUAUUGACAGGGAGCUGCCUACAGGAAGGAAGGUCACUAGACCCCGUGCCCCAGCCUAGAGUUCCUCAAACUCCAGUGUACCUAACGUGGACCUGAGUCCUAUGGAAGGACAAAAGCUGCAAUCAGAGAGAGAUGGCCCCUUAAUGUGAGUGGGCUCCGGUCUUCAGAUUCAUCUUCCUGAAAGGAUAAUUUGCUUCUCUCAACUAGUCCUUGCUUCUUGCUGACUAAUAAUAAAAUAUAUCAUAAUAGA
Molecule: messenger RNA, 1699 nt
Organism: Monodelphis domestica (gray short-tailed opossum)
Lineage: Eukaryota; Metazoa; Chordata; Mammalia; Didelphimorphia; Didelphidae
Gene: LRRN4CL
Product: LRRN4 C-terminal like
Molecular function (GO): protein binding
Source: RefSeq, a predicted model, not a curated record